AUGCCUUUAAUACAAAAAAUUCAGGCUAGACCUAUAUCAUUUCACUCAAUUAAGUCAUUGUUCAAAUCGACUGGUUCAACUGCAUCCACGGAGUUAGAGAAACCAUUGACAUCAUUGCCAAAUGCCACUGGUAUAGGAGCUUUUGCUGAACCUGUUACAUAUCAGGUUUUAGGUUCGUCUUCAAACUUACUGAACAUCAAAUUACCGAAGUCCUCUAUAUUGAAUCUUCGUUAUUCAAGUUCUAAUCAAAAAAUAAUAGCAAUGAAUGGUCACAUAAAUUCUUUGUGCUUAGAAAUAAGCAAGACGGCCGACUCCGGUUUAAUAUUCCAAAGGUGUUUCAAUGAGAAGGAGGCCAUGUCAUUUUUGAUUGCUCCUAAAGCACAUAAUUCUUGCUUUGCAGUUGCUGAAAAUGGAGAGUCCAAUUGGAUUCUAAAAAAAUCGUCCCUCCUUUCAUGGUCGGGGCCUGGAAUUAGACCAGUAUCCCCAAAAAAUAAUUAUUCGUAUGUCCAGAUGAUUGGAAGUGGAAGUUUUGUCAUAUCAUGUCCAGGACAACUUAUUCAACUUGAUUUAAAAGAAGGAGAGAACAUACAGGUAAACACCAAGUCUAUCGUUGCCUAUACCCACUCAAGAGGAGAUGAUGGCUCGUUCAACGAACUUGAGGGUAACGUGAAAAGCAUCGUUGAUUUUAGUGUCGGAAGAGCUCCAGCAUCUCUAAGAUUCAAUUGGGUUUUGAGCUAUUUGAAAAUUCCCGAAUCCGUGUCAACUGAUCCUAAUUUCAAAAUGAUAUUGCAUACAUUACAUUCACUAACUAAUUAUAUCAAAACCGCUAUACUCAAGCUUAAAAGUCUUAUUCCAUAUCAUAGAUCAGACGUCUUUGUUGAACUCAAAGGCCCUAAAACAUUAUUUCUAACUAACUCAGUCCACGUAAAUGAUAGAGUCUUAACAAAGGCUGAAAUAAAUAGAUUAACUUAUACAUAA
This is a messenger RNA of Pichia kudriavzevii, 978 nucleotides long. RefSeq lists its product as uncharacterized. The coding region runs from base 1 to 978 and encodes 325 amino acids. The record is from RefSeq and is a predicted model, not a curated record. Gene Ontology annotation, biological process: inner mitochondrial membrane organization. NCBI's taxonomy places the organism in Eukaryota, Fungi, Ascomycota, Pichiomycetes, Pichiales, Pichiaceae. The transcript has a single exon. Gene Ontology annotation, cellular component: mitochondrial inner membrane.